Molecule: messenger RNA, 1291 nt
Organism: Paramecium sonneborni
Lineage: Eukaryota; Ciliophora; Oligohymenophorea; Peniculida; Parameciidae
Source: the annotation of a GenBank genome assembly
AUGAUCAAAAUAUUGAAGAUUAAAAUUGGUCUGGAGAUUAUAAAUUUAACAUAUAUAAAGAGGGUAUCACUUUAUAUUACGAAUUAUAAACUAAUAAAAAAAUUAUUAUAGAUUUGGAAUGUAUUGGAUCAAAUUCACAGACUUUUUAUGGAAUUUAGAAUUUGAUUAUAGUUGGAUUUUCUGAAUGCAAACCUGCAUACAAAUUUAAUUUAUUUUAUUACUAAACUAAUAUCAAUCCAUGCAUUCCAAUUUGUGGUGAUAAAAUAAUAGUUGAAGAUGAGGAAUGUGAUGAUGGAAAUGAAGAUCCAUUUGAUGGAUGUUUUAAUUGUAGAUAUCAUUGUGAAGAGUUUUGUGAAUAUUGUAUUAAAAGUAAAUAGUAAAGAAAUUUGAGAUAAAUAUAGAAAAUGUAAUUUAUGAAUUAGCUUAUUAUUUCGAUGUUCUUUAGUUUUCUUGUAUCUUUGAAUGUAGUUUUUGUACUAACAAUUUAUGUAUGAAAUUUAACUAUGGAUAUUAUUUAAAUCCAUAUACAAACUAGUGUUUGAGUAUAUGUGGAGAUUCAAUUUUAUAAGCUUCUGAAUAGUUUGAUGAUGGUAUUAUUAGUAGAAUUAGAAUUAAUUAUAAUAUAGAUAAUUAUGAUGGUUGUUCAAAUUGUUAGUUGAUUUAAUAUGAAAAAUGUGAUUAAGAUCCUUAAAUAAUCAAACAUCGUUUUUCAAUCUGUUAUCAAGGAAUAUGUUUGAAAUGCAAUGAUGGUUUUUUAUAAGAUGGAGAUACUUGUACUUCAGUAUGUGGUGAUAGUUUAAUUAACAUGUAAGAGGAAGAAUGUGAUAGUGAAAAUUAUGGAUGCAAUCAUUGUAAAAUAUUGAAAGGCUAUGUUUGUGGAAAGUUGCCUUAUUCAAAUUGCCAAAGUUGCGAUAAAGAGUGUAAUCAAUGUUCAAGCUUAGAUAAAAUCAAUUUAAUAUGUAUUGAGGGUUAUUAUGCAAUUUAAGAUAAAUGUUUUAAAUGUGAUUCUAAUUGCAUUGAUUGUAAUUUACAAUCAAAUUUAUGUACAUCAUGUUUCAGAGAAGAUUGUGAUUUUUGUGAAUCUAUUCCUGGUCUUUAUGCUGAUUUAAAAAUUAAAAAAUGCAAUUCUAUUUGUGGUGAUGGAAUUUAAGUUGAAUUAUAUGAAUAAUGUGAUGAUCAUAACGAGAAGAAUGGAGAUGGUUGUGAUUCAUAAUGUAAUUUAGAAUUUUCAAAUGAUGAACUUAAUUAAUUUAAAAAUUAUCAAUUUUAAGGAAAUAAUACUUAUGAUUGA